Molecule: messenger RNA, 832 nt
Organism: Telopea speciosissima
Lineage: Eukaryota; Viridiplantae; Streptophyta; Magnoliopsida; Proteales; Proteaceae
Exons: 1
Coding region: 127-642 (171 amino acids)
Source: RefSeq, a predicted model, not a curated record
AAAGCCAACUCAACUAAAGCAGUUUACAUAUGCGUUAGAGAAAAGCUCAAUCAAUGUACAGAAGGAAAGGAAGGGCGGAAGGAACAGAGUCGAGCUAGAAGAAAUUAUUAAGAGGGAUAGGCUCAAAUGGAAUCAGCACCAGAGGCUCAGCCAUUGAUGAACCUGGUUGCAGCACUGGAACACGCAACCCUAAUGGCGAAGCAGCUCCCAUCGACAACCGACCAAUCUCAGAUUCUCCAAGUUUGCUCCUCGUUUCAGAACGCUCACCAUCAUCUCGGUGCCUUCCUUUCCCGCUUCCACUCUUCCCAACCUCUCUUAGCCGGCGAUAAUUUUGUCUCUUCGGCCGUUGGAGAGGACGAGCCGAUGCAGGUAGGAGACGAUGAAGAAGUAGAAGUAGAAGCAGAAGCCGAAGGGGAAGGGGAAGUGGAAGAGAACUCAAGGACCGUCAACAAGGUGGAGGAAAGAAUGAGGAACUUCGCCCUCCGGAAAAAGUGCCGCAAGCGCCGUCUCUCGCCUUCCUCCAUCGUGGCGGCUGAGCAACGACCGUCCUAUGAAAACGGUUCGGUUUGGGAGCAGCCAUCGUUUGAUCCGCGAGAGAGUCGUCUCCGAUCUCUGGAUCUUGUCUUCCAGUUCCAUGGCUGAUAUGAAGUGCAGAUACAUGGUCGGAGUGACGCGACCAACAGAAAACUCGCAGCACCAGCAGCAGCAUCAAGUCAAUGGCAGAGCCAAUGAUGAAAACAGCCUCUUCGUUUGGUUGUGGACGCUUUUCGCUGCUUGAAAUGAUUGACUGCAAGAAGUCUGAUGCAGUGGAAGCACAAUUUCAUCACCUGAU